AUGGGCCUGUUCUCCCGCAAGCCAAAAGCCUCGAGCAAGCCAACAAUCAAGACGUCAAACGCCAGCAUCAACUCCGGUACAUCCAGCAUCAGAUCACCACUACCGCGCAGUGCCAUCAUAAACAGAAUGUCAGGAAACAGCUCCGCACCCGGCACACCUUUGACGCCCUUGUCGCCCGUCUCCUUGCCCAAGGUUGACCUGCCGCGUCCCCCCGACCCGCAGCUCGACCCCGCAGGAUACCUCCGAAGCUUGGGAGCCGUUAGAGAACGAAGCAAGAUCGUCACCGAGAAGGCCCUCCGGAAUGAGUUGAAGCACUUCGAUGUGGACAUGAACAAGUUCCCGAACGUCGUAUCAUUUGUCUCCAAGAUUAUCAAGAGAGAUUACGAUGCGCCGUUCAACACGAUACCCGGCCACGGCAGACACCAGCACUUUUGCGUCGGUGGGCGCGACCGUAUCGCUCAACUUCUUUCUACGUUUCCCGAGGAGGUCGACAACACCGAGAAGUGUCGCCGCAUGAUCGACCUCUUCCUCGUCAGCGUGCUGCUAGAUGCUGGCGCGGGCACAAAGUGGAGCUACACGAGCUCGGAGAAUGGCCGCGUAUAUCGUCGGUCAGAAGGAAUUGCAGUGGCAAGCUUGGAAAUGUUCAAGACGGGCAUCUUUUCUAGCAACAGCAAGAACAAAUACCAGGUCGACAAAGAGGGACUACGUAACCUGACGGUCGAGAAGAUGGCCGCCGGCCUCCAGUCCAAGCCUGGAAAUGAAAUGGCUGGAAUCGAAGGCAGAACACAACUUCUCCAGCGUCUGGCGGAUGCAUUGACCGAGAAGAAGGAGUACUUUGGCGAGGAUGGCCGGCCAGGCAACAUGGUUGACUACCUGAUGUCACAUCCCUCUACGCAGGCUUCUUCCAUGCCGAUUGUCGUUCUCCCCACUCUGUGGAGUGUUCUCAUGAAUGGUCUCAUGCCGAUCUGGCCGCCAUCCCGAACCUCGAUCAACGGCGUGUCCCUUGGCGACGCCUGGCCUUGCCAGUCCAUGCCGCAGCCGCCGCAGAGCCCGACAACCUCGCAGUUCUCUCCCUUCCCGCCUUCUGCGCAAAACUCGACCGCCGCGUGGGAAUCCAUCCUGCCGUUCCACAAGCUCACGCAGUGGCUCUGCUACAGCGUGAUGCAGCCCAUGCAGUCCCUACUGCGGGUUCAUUUUGCCGGCGUCGAAUUGCUGACGGGCCUGCCCGAGUACCGCAACGGCGGUCUCUUCAUUGACCUGGGUGUCCUCACGCUGCGAUCCGAGGACACGGAAAGAGGUCUUCAGCACUACGAUGAUUACUGCAAAAAGGCGGGCGUCAAGCCGGUGGAGGUGGCGCCCAUGUUCGAUCCCAGCGACGAUGUGAUUGUCGAGUGGCGUGGUGUGACGGUCGGUUUCCUGGACAAGCUUUGCGUCGAGGUCAACAAGUAUUUGAAGAAUGAGUUGAAUGGGAACGAGCUCACUCUGGCUCAACUGCUGGAAGCUGGUAGCUGGAAGGGCGGGCGAGAGAUGGCCGAGUACAGCCGACCAAACACGAAGGAGCCUCCCAUUCUCAUCGACAGCGAUGGAACUGUUUUCUAA
Messenger RNA from Colletotrichum graminicola M1.001, 1599 nucleotides. RefSeq lists its product as uncharacterized. The transcript has 5 exons. The coding region runs from base 1 to 1599 and encodes 532 amino acids. The record is from RefSeq and is a predicted model, not a curated record. NCBI's taxonomy places the organism in Eukaryota, Fungi, Ascomycota, Sordariomycetes, Glomerellales, Glomerellaceae.